ACUUCUUCUUAGUAUGAUAAUUAACCAACACCUUACCUCGAGGCUAUACGUGGUUGAAUUACUAAUAUAAGAAUACCUAGCGAAAUGUGGGCUUCGGACCAGACUUUAGUGUCUUACCCGCCGGAUUACAGCAUUUGGAGGCAAUAGCUUGCGAUCGAUAGAAAAACGACGAUGACCCAACUUCAAGCGGUCAAAUAAUGUGAAAACUAAUGCUUUGAAGAAUCAACUUCGUUCCAGGGAUACGAUUACAUAAGAUAAAUUGUUUCUAUUUCAACAUCAGAAGGAAUUUUCGCUUCAUUCUCACUUAAGACCUUUCAUUUGUCACUCACAUCGAUUAAACUAGCACACCUACUACCCCUUUGAACACUCACGAGAGGACGUAUCUAAGCACAACUACCCCGUAACAGUAUUGUAACAUACAGAACCACUUAGACCACCGCACACAAUGGACACCGAGACCUUCCUCACCAAAUCCUACACGCAAAUCCGCUCCGUCGCCGCCGUGCCGGCCGGAACCCAAGCCCGCACCCUCCCCACCUCCUCCGCGCUCUCCCUCGCCCGCUCAUCCCUGCCCUCGCUCUCCCCCUCCCCCUCCCCCUCACCAUCCCCAUCCUCAUCCUCUUCCCCUUCCAAUUUACCCCCCCUCGCCCCCCUCGGCCCACAAGCAACGAUCCAGCACCUCCUAACCGCCGUCGCGCCCGCGCUUCCGGGGCACAACCGGAGCGGGCGGUACUUCGGGUUCGUGACUGGCUCGUCGCUGCCCGUCGCCGAGGCGGCGGACAACCUGGCCAGCGCGCUCGAUACUAGCGUGCAGGUGCACCUGCCCGAGCAGAGCAUCGCGACCGAGGUCGAGGACGUGGCUCUGCGGUUGCUGCUCCGGCUUCUUGGCUUAGAAUCAGAAACAAGCGAGGAGAAAGGGGAGGGUUUAGGCUGGGAGGGCCGCACGUUUACGACGGGCGCGACGGCGAGUAAUAUCCUGGGCCUGGCGUGCGGGAGGGAGGAGGUCGUGCGCAGGAGGUUGCCUGCCGCGAGCGAGGCGACGGUGGGCGAGUUGGGGAUCCUGGGGGCGUGCGCGGAGGCGGGCAUUAGGGAGAUACGGGUCCUGACUAGUAUGGGGCAUAGCUCGUUGUCUAAGGCGGCUUCGGUGGUAGGUUUAGGACGACGCGCGGUUAAGGAAUUGCCGUAUAGCGAGGCCGAGCCGUGGAGGUUAGACUUGGAUGCCGUUGAGCGGGAAUUGAAGCGCACGGAAGAGGGUAUCGCGAGUAUUGUGGCUAUCAGCGCUGGUGAGGUUAACACGGGCCGGUUUGCUACGACUGGGUUGGAAGACAUGAGGAGGCUGAGAGAAUUGGCGGAUAAGUAUCAGGCCUGGAUACAUGUCGACGGCGCAUUCGGCAUCUUCGCCCGCGCUCUACCAGAUACAGACGAAUUCGCGAAGUUGCGGGAAGCUACAGCAGGCCUCGAGCUCGCGGAUAGCAUUACUGUAGACGGGCAUAAAUUACUAAACGUCCCCUACGAUACCGGCAUAUUCUUCACCCGCCAGUCCGCAACCCUACACGCCGUCUUCCAGAACCCGAACGCGGCCUACCUAACCCCCUCCGGCUCCGGCCCCGCCAUCCCCAGCCCCCUAAACAUCGGCAUCGAGAACUCGCGGCGCUUCCGCGCGCUCCCCGUGUACGCCGUACUCCUCAGCGAAGGGGCGGCCGGGAUCGCCGAGAUGCUCGCGCGCAUGGUGCGGCUAGCGCGGGGCGUAGCCCUCGCCCUCAUCUCGGACCCGGAUUUGAAAGACGACUACGAAUUACUACCAGCCGACGACGCGGUCGAGAGCACGCACGUGAUAGUCCUGUUCCGCGCGCGGGACGUGGGGUUGAACGGCGUGCUGGUGAGGAAGAUCCAGGACUCGGGCGAGUGGUACGUGAGCGGGACGAAGUGGAAGGGGGAGCCGGCGUGCCGGAUCGCGGUGUCGAGCUGGAGGGUGAAUGUUGAGGAGGAUUUGGAGUUUGUGAAAAGUAGGCUGGCUGGUAUAGCGAAGGAGUGGAAGGAGGGUGGUAGGUGAAAAGGAUAGGGGUAGAGCUUAGGUCAAUCUCGGUGAGUGAUAGGGAACAGUUAGAAUCUUGAGAGAUUUCGCGGGUUAAACGAAAAGGGAUCUUGCAAAGGACUCCGGUCCCUAUGUAAUUUUAUUAGAUGC
This is a messenger RNA of Annulohypoxylon truncatum, 2185 nucleotides long. Its product is annotated as PLP-dependent transferase. Bases 446 to 2053 code for a protein of 535 amino acids. The transcript has 2 exons. The record is from RefSeq and is a predicted model, not a curated record. Gene Ontology annotation, biological process: carboxylic acid metabolic process. Lineage: Eukaryota; Fungi; Ascomycota; Sordariomycetes; Xylariales; Hypoxylaceae. Gene Ontology annotation, molecular function: carbon-carbon lyase activity; pyridoxal phosphate binding.